Symbiodinium pilosum is the source of this 630-nucleotide messenger RNA. The record is from the annotation of a GenBank genome assembly. Lineage: Eukaryota; Dinophyceae; Suessiales; Symbiodiniaceae.
AUGAGCAGUGUCGGCAGAGCGCCAUUCUGCUGCCACUUAGGCCCAAGUGGCAGCUGCUGUACUGUUUCUGGUGAGCUACUCCUGGAUGCUGUCCAAGAUCCUCCGCAAGGUUAUACUGUCAACGAAAAUGGAAGAUGUUUCACAGUCCUACCGUGGAAAGCGCCGUCUGAUUCAGACAUGGGAACAGAUAUGGUGAAAGACUACGACGACAACUGGCUCGAUAUUCCAGCUGGCUGGAAGCCAUAUGAAGCUUGCCAGGACUUCGACGAGGUCGUGUUGCCGAAGGUGAUAGCAGGAAACUCAUGGGGCACUGAUAUGAUUAUUGUGCGACGUGGCAACAAGUGGCCCGGGUGGAAGACUGGAGUGCAAGGUCUUUCAGCUGGUGCUGGGAAGCGCUUGAGUUCACAUGUCGAGUGGUUCGAGACAGACGGAUCUGGUCGCAGAUGCGUCUUCCGUGCUGAGGACCCACAGCGCACCCCGUCAAAGAAGUUGGAUCCGAUGUGGCGAUCAUGGAGUGGACGAGUUCUAUUGGAGCGUGUGCCAGAUUCCUCGCGAAUCGACGCUUUCAAGACGUUUCUGCAGCUGCAUGCUCUUUGGCAUCGCAAGGCAAACUUUGCAGUCUCCCCGUAA